AAUAUCACUCGCACCGUUGCCUACAAUGAUCUCUAUCCCCCGGAGAACCCUGGAAUCUUGCUCACCGACAGAAACUCAACACCACCAAAAGGCAGGUUAUUGUACUGUGAUCUUCUAUAAGGUGGCGGUUACUUACCCAGAAGGGUGCUCCAAUUCGAGCGGGAAAUCCAUCGAUCGAUUAUAUAUAAAAAAAAUGUGGAAAAAAGUAAAGGAAAUGAACUAAACAUUUUUUGGUUUAUAGAUUUAGCGAAAGAGCUCUCAUAUUUUUCACAUGGGUGUUUUGUAGAAGUGUGUAAUGUAUUUUCAUUUACAGUGAAAACUUUUGGAAUGUUACGGAAGUUUGCCAGCACUCGGAGCAUUUACAGGAUCUGGGUUUUAAAUUUGUGUUCAAUAAACAUUUUUACUCCAGAUCAUGUUGAGAUGAUAAUUUCAACAACAAAAUUUAAUGGAAAAAGCUCAAUAUACAGAUUUCUACGUCCAUGGUUACGAGACGGCUUACUUCUUAGUGACGGGGCGAAAUGGCAGCAACGUAGGAAAAUCCUAACACCAACGUUUCACUUCAGUAUUCUUCAAAGGUUCUGCGUGAUUAUAGAGAAUAAUAGUCGACGGAUGGUGGAAAUACUGAACAACUCCCCAGGGGAGAAGAUAGACGUCGUUUCCCUUAUGUCGGAGUUCACUCUCAACUCUAUUUGUGAAACAGCAAUGGGCACACGGUUUUCCGAGGAAAUAGUCGAAAAAGGAGUAUCUUACAGAACUGCAAUCCAUAGUAUAGGAAAGUGUUUGGUGCAAAGAAUGACUAGAGUAAUACUACACAACGAUUUUAUAUUUAACCAUUCAGCUUUAGGUAAAGAACAAAACAAGUCCAUAGAAAAAAUUCAAAACUUUACGGGAAAGGUGAUAAAAGACAGAAAAGCAUACAUAGAAAAAUAUGGUGUCGAAAAUCUGGAAGAUGAUGAUAAAAAGGAUAAUAAGGAGUAUAACAUGAAUAAUAGAAGAAAACCGACAGCCAUGUUAGACUUGCUUCUUCAUGCGCAAAAGAACAAUCUAAUUGACGAUGAGGGCAUACAAGAGGAAGUAGAUACCUUUAUGUUCGAAGGACAUGACACCACAUCAUGUGGCCUUAUGUAUUGCUUAAUGUUGCUGGCUAACCAUAAAGAUAUUCAAGAUAAAAUAUUUGAAGAGUUGCAUACGAUUUUUGAUGAAUCGGAUCGAAGUGCGAGCUACGACGACUUGUCUGAGAUGCGCUACCUCGAAUGCUGCAUCAAAGAGUCCCUUCGUCUAUAUCCACCCGUGCCGUUUAUCAGUCGUCAGAUUACUGAAUCAAUCGACUUAGGUGGAUACAAGAUACCCAGUGAUGUAUUCUGCCACAUUCACAUCUACGAUCUACAUCGUCGAGAAGAGUUGUUUCCCGACCCGCUGAAGUUCGACCCCGACCGCUUCUUGCCAGAGAACUGCAUUGGACGCCACCCUUAUGCUUACAUUCCAUUUAGCGCUGGACCACGGAACUGUAUAGGUCAAAAAUUCGCUAUGAUGGAGAUGAAAUUAGCAUUAUCAGCUAUACUGCGGCGCUUCGAUCUGAAACCGGUUACAAAGCCUUGGGAAUUGCGCAUAGCGGCUGACAUGAUGCUAAGAAGUACUGAACCAAUUUAUGUCAUUUUCGAAAAAAGAAACACAUAA
Molecule: messenger RNA, 1677 nt
Organism: Chilo suppressalis (striped riceborer)
Lineage: Eukaryota; Metazoa; Arthropoda; Insecta; Lepidoptera; Crambidae
Source: the annotation of a GenBank genome assembly